Messenger RNA from Drechmeria coniospora, 1710 nucleotides. RefSeq lists its product as uncharacterized. The coding region runs from base 1 to 1710 and encodes 569 amino acids. NCBI's taxonomy places the organism in Eukaryota, Fungi, Ascomycota, Sordariomycetes, Hypocreales, Ophiocordycipitaceae. Gene Ontology annotation, molecular function: zinc ion binding; mRNA binding. Gene Ontology annotation, biological process: regulation of mRNA splicing, via spliceosome. Gene Ontology annotation, cellular component: nucleus. The record is from RefSeq and is a predicted model, not a curated record. The transcript has 5 exons.
AUGGCUUGGAGAAACCAGGGCAUCACGGGCUCCAACAAUAUCCCUUUGGGCAAACGUCGCUUCGGCGGCGACCCUGAAGAGGAUGAGCUCGAACGAGAUUUCAAGCGCGGCCGUGACCCCGAACCGCGAGGCAUCGCCGAUGGUCCUCGCCAGCGGAAGAAACGCAAUCGCUGGGGAGAUGCCUCGGAGAACAAGGCGGCUGGCCUCAUGGGCCUGCCGACGGCCAUCAAGGCGAACAUGACGAGCGAGCAGCUCGAGGCGUACACGCUCCAUCUUCGCAUCGAGGAGAUCAGCCAAAAGCUGCGCAUCGACGACGUCGUCCCGGCCGAUGGUGACAGGUCGCCGUCGCCACCUCCCCAGUACGACAACCAUGGUCGACGUAUCAACACGCGCGAGUAUCGAUACCGCAAGCGACUCGAGGAUGAGCGUCACAAGCUCAUCGAGAAAGCCAUGAAGACGAUCCCCAACUACCACCCCCCGCAAGAUUACCGACGGCCGACGAAGACGCAGGAGAAGGUCUACGUGCCGGUGAAUGACUAUCCGGAGAUUAACUUCAUCGGUUUGCUCAUCGGCCCGCGUGGCAAUACCCUGAAGAAGAUGGAGGGAGACUCCGGCGCCAAGAUUGCCAUCCGUGGCAAAGGCUCCGUCAAGGAAGGCAAGGGUCGCUCCGAUUCGGCCCACUCGAGCAACCAGGAGGAAGAUCUCCACUGUCUCAUCAUGGCCGAUUCCGAAGACAAGAUCAACAAGGCGAAGCAGCUCAUCCAUAACGUGAUCGAAACGGCUGCUUCGAUUCCCGAAGGUCAAAACGAGCUCAAGCGUAACCAACUGCGAGAGCUCGCGGCCCUCAACGGAACGCUCCGAGACGACGAGAACCAAGCGUGCCAAAACUGCGGUAAGAUCGGUCAUCGCAAGUACGAUUGCCCCGAGCGGCAGAACUACACCGCCAGCAUCAUCUGCCGCGUCUGCGGAAACGCCGGGCACAUGGCUCGUGAUUGUCCCGACCGCCAGCGAGGCGCCAGCUGGCGCAACGAUCCUGGCCACGGCCGCCCCGGUGCCGGCAGAAUCGGAGGCGGCGACGCCGUUGACCGUGAGAUGGAGCAACUCAUGCAAGAGCUUGGCGGUCCAGCCGGUGCGCCUGCCCAGAUCGAAGCUGGUCCUGGCGGUCACGACCACGGUGACGCCAGACCAUGGCAGCGCGGCCCCACCGGCGGCCCUGCUCCGUGGCGCUCUCGCCAUGAUGACUCCAACGACAGACACAACGGGUCGUCGGGACAUUCCGGGGCUCCUUGGGCCCGCGACCGCGACCGCGACCGCGACCGGAACCGCGGUUACGACGACCAGUCCGACGGCUACCGUGGACAGGGAUACGGCUCCGGCUCCGGUGGCGGUUCCUCGGGCGCCGCGCCGCCUUGGCAGCAACACUCGUCGGGCGCCGGAUCCCACGGUGCUUACGGCGGCUACUCUGGAUACGGCAGCUACAGUGGCGCCCCCGGCAUGGGGUCCUCGGCGCCGGGCAUGGGCCCUCCUCCGGGUCCGCCUCCUGGCCCCCCUCCGAAUGGCAUGGCCGGCCCUCCCGGCAUGGGUGGCUCCCACGGCUUCCCUCCGCACUACCCGGGUGCCGCUCCGCCGCCGCCGCCUCCGUCUGGGGAUGCUCCUCCGCCCCCUCCUCCGGGCGGCCAGCCGCCGCCGCCUCCCCCGCCGGGUGCUUAG